GCGCGGCUCUCCGAACCGGAAGUGGAGAGGAACUGUCGCGGGGCGCGUCUGGCCUUACUCAACGCCCGGCAGUCUCUGCCGUUGCAGCCGCCCUCGGCGCUGCCGAGGCUUCCCGCAGUCGCCAUGUCCGCCAGCGCCGUCUACGUGCUGGACUUGAAGGGCAAGGUGCUCAUCUGUCGGAACUACCGUGGCGACGUGGACAUGUCGGAGGUGGAGCACUUCAUGCCCAUCCUGAUGGAGAAGGAGGAGGAGGGCAUGCUGUCCCCCAUCCUGGCCCACGGGGGUGUCCGCUUCAUGUGGAUCAAACACAACAACCUGUAUCUGGUCGCCACCUCCAAGAAGAACGCAUGCGUGUCUCUGGUGUUCUCCUUUCUUUACAAGGUGGUGCAGGUGUUCUCCGAGUACUUCAAGGAGCUGGAGGAGGAGAGCAUCCGGGACAACUUCGUCAUUAUCUACGAGCUGCUGGAUGAGCUCAUGGACUUUGGCUACCCCCAGACCACGGACAGCAAAAUCUUGCAGGAGUACAUCACUCAGGAAGGCCACAAGCUGGAAACAGGGGCCCCGCGGCCCCCAGCCACCGUCACCAAUGCAGUGUCUUGGCGGUCUGAAGGUAUCAAGUACCGGAAGAAUGAGGUGUUCUUGGACGUCAUCGAGUCUGUGAACCUCUUGGGUAAAUACCCAGGAGUGGGAUGGCUGGGUCACACGGUCAGUGCCAACGGCAACGUCCUGCGCAGCGAGAUCGUGGGCUCCAUCAAGAUGCGGGUCUUCCUCUCGGGAAUGCCGGAGCUGCGCCUGGGCCUCAACGACAAGGUCCUCUUCGACAACACGGGCCGGGGCAAGAGCAAGUCUGUGGAGCUGGAGGACGUGAAGUUCCACCAGUGCGUGCGCCUCUCGCGCUUCGAGAACGACCGCACCAUCUCCUUCAUCCCGCCGGACGGCGAGUUUGAGCUCAUGUCCUACCGCCUCAACACCCACGUCAAGCCCUUGAUCUGGAUCGAGUCUGUGAUCGAGAAGCACUCCCACAGCCGCAUCGAGUACAUGAUCAAGGCCAAGAGCCAGUUCAAGCGGCGGUCCACUGCCAACAACGUGGAGAUCCACAUCCCCGUGCCCAACGAUGCCGACUCACCCAAGUUCAAGACCACGGUGGGCAGCGUCAAGUGGGUCCCUGAGAACAGCGAGAUCGUGUGGUCCAUCAAGUCCUUUCCAGGCGGCAAGGAGUACCUGAUGCGGGCCCACUUUGGCCUGCCCAGCGUGGAGGCCGAGGACAAGGAGGGCAAGCCCCCCAUCAGCGUCAAGUUCGAGAUCCCCUACUUCACUACCUCAGGCAUCCAGGUGCGCUACCUGAAGAUCAUCGAGAAGAGCGGCUACCAGGCGCUGCCCUGGGUCCGCUACAUCACCCAGAACGGAGAUUACCAGCUCCGGACCCAGUGAGGGGCCACCACAGCCAACACCCCGGCCCUGCCGGCCUCGGGGUUCCUGGUGGGAGCACCGGGUCGUACCUGCCAAGCCCGCCAGAUGAGGAGGGCCACCCCCAGGCCCUGGCCGCCACCCCGGCCUCUGCCCGGGGACCUCCCUCCCUCUGCAGGCCACCUGCUCUGCCAUGGACACUCACCUCGGGAGACCUUUCCCAGAGAGACUCGCCCCUCAGGAGUCUUGUCUCUUUGUCCCCUGAAGUCCAGGGAAGGACGUGAGGUCGCCCCGCUAGAGGUACAGUGACAGCCUCCGUGCUGUCCCGCCCCAGCUGCCCGCAGCUCAGCUCCCUGCCUCCCAGGGCAGCGCCCGCCUCGCCCGGCAGCAGGGACGUCGUUGUGUUGCCGUUUUGUUGAAGACGUUGUUAUCGCUGUUCCAAGA
Molecule: messenger RNA, 1851 nt
Organism: Marmota monax (woodchuck)
Lineage: Eukaryota; Metazoa; Chordata; Mammalia; Rodentia; Sciuridae
Gene: Ap1m1
Product: adaptor related protein complex 1 subunit mu 1
Exons: 13
Coding region: 124-1431 (435 amino acids)
Biological process (GO): vesicle-mediated transport; intracellular protein transport
Cellular component (GO): clathrin adaptor complex; clathrin-coated vesicle
Molecular function (GO): clathrin-cargo adaptor activity
Source: RefSeq, a predicted model, not a curated record